Messenger RNA from Purpureocillium takamizusanense, 1165 nucleotides. RefSeq lists its product as uncharacterized. The transcript is spliced from 3 exons. Lineage: Eukaryota; Fungi; Ascomycota; Sordariomycetes; Hypocreales; Ophiocordycipitaceae. Bases 17 to 967 code for a protein of 316 amino acids. The record is from RefSeq and is a predicted model, not a curated record.
CCUCACUCCGGGCUCUAUGAGGCCAGGCCAUUUACUCGAUUGUUUCCUCGUUCUUAUACCCUGUUCCACGGCAUAUCGUGCUUAUACGUGUCCGAAUCGAUCUGCCUCGCUCGCAACCAUGGCGCAUCAUCAUCAGUGCAACCACGACCACCAGGUGCAUCAUCAGCAUCACCACCACCACCACGUGCACUCUAAUGAGACUCCGGACAAGACGUUGGGAGAGAAAAACAAGGAGCAUUUUGACCAUGUCGCGGCCACCAUCUUCGACACUCCCUGGGUGGCUAAACUCGGCGAGCAAGUCACUCAGGAGCUUCGUGAGAAUUUUGCGUGGUUCGGCGUGAGGGCGGGAAGCGCGGGCUCAGCAACUAAGAUGCUGGACUAUGCUUGUGGCAGUGGCGUCGUGUCUCGAGCUCUCGCGUCCCAUGUGUCCGUCGUCCGAGGAAUAGACAUUUCCUCAGCCAUGGUCACACAGUACAACACGCUCGCAGAGAAGGCAGGAUUCCCGCCGGAGACGAUGCGGGCCGUGCACGGCGACCUGCUCGACGGCGACGCCACCCCGUCGCCGGAGCUGGCCGAGACCGCCGCCGCAACCGCCGAGUUCAGCGGCUUCGACCUCGCGGUGAUGAGCCUCGCGCUGCAUCACGUCGCGGACGUCGACGCGAUGGUCCAGCGCCUGGCGGACCGGCUCGUCGACGGGGGCGUUCUAGUCAUUGUGGACUGGAUGAGCGAGGAGGCGAGCGUUGAGGGGUGGAAGAAAUUUGUAGAUGCGGACAGGGACGAGGAUCUACCGGCGCGUCAGACGGUGAGCAGGAUGGGGUUCAGCGAGAGGCCGCUGCGAGAGACGUUUGAGAAGGCGGGACUGAAGAAGGGCUGGGGGUGGAGAGCGUUUGUGGAGGAGUCGGAGGUGCCUAGCACGGUUGGCGGCAGGUUGCGUGGGUUCAUGGCCAAGGGGGUGAAGGGGGCGUGAAGAGCGGCUCUUGACAGGUGGUUGACGAAGGGCAGAGAGACAUGGUCUCGUCGUUUAUGUUGUCGAUUAUGUUGUCGAGCAGAUCACGUUGUAUGCGAGUCAGAAGAAUGAUGGGAUUGCGAGAGGGCAUCUGGUAAUCUGCACCUGCACUAUGAAAUGUUCCAGUAGGGACGCGUAUCGUAAUUUUGAACAUUAGAA